AUGGCACCCGGGAUCUCCACACCUGGUGAAGCACAAACCACCACCCAAACAAACGACGAUAGACCUGUGCUAUAUGCAAAAGUGAACCAAGAUGAGCUUCAGGCUAAGACCUCCAGGUACCUCCUCAAUUUUGGAACCAAGUUCAAUAAGGACGUGAUCUGCGCGAGCAAAGGUCUGUAUGUAUAUACAGCCUCGGGUCAUAAGGUUCUUGACUUCACCUCCGGCCAAAUGUCAUGUCUUCUCGGCCAUGGGCACCCAGAGAUUGUGAAAACGAUCACUGACCACGCGGCCUCGCUUGAUCACCUCUUCUCAGGCAUGGUUUCACCACCAGUGAUCAGUCUCGGCGAACGACUUUGCAAUCUGCUCCCAGCCGGCCUCGACAAAGCGUUCUUCCUGUCCACCGGAGGCGAGAGCAACGAAGCCGCCAUCAAGAUGGCCAAAGUAUACACCGGCAAGUUCGAAAUCGUCGGACUGGGCGCCAGCUGGCACGGUGUGACAGCACAAGCACUGGGCGCGCAAUACCACUUCGGCCGCAAAGGCCAAGGACCAUUGAUGCCAGGCAUGCUGAUGCUUCCCCCACCAAACGCAUACCGAUCAAUCUUCCGGCGUCCGGACGGAUCUUACGACUGGGAAGCGGAGAUGGAGUACGGCUGGCGAAUGAUCGACAUGCAGUCGUGCGGCUCGUUGGCGGCCUGCAUUGUGGAAUGUAUCCAGUCCAGCGCAGGAAUGCACGUCCUCCCGCCUGGCUAUCUCCGCGCCUUGAAGCGCGAGUGCGAGAAGCGUGACAUGCUGUUGAUCGUCGAUGAAGCUCAGACUGGUGUUGGGCGGUGUGGAGACCUCAUGGCCAUUGACCACGAGUCGGUUGUCCCCGAUAUCCUUACGCUAAGCAAGACGCUCGGCAACGGGCUCCCGCUCAGUGCGGUGGUUACAAACGCGGAGAUUGAGCGCGUUUGCGCGCAGCGGGACUAUUGUUUUUACACGACCCAUGUCAAUGAUCCACUUCCCGCUGCAGUGGGUGACAAAGUGCUUGAAAUUGUGGUUCGCGAUGGGCUAGUCGCUCACUCCCGUGCGAUGGGACAAAUAUUACACGACAGUCUCAAUACUCUCAAAGAAAAGUAUGGGUGUAUUGGUGAUGUUCGUGGACGUGGGCUUAUGGCCGGUAUCGAGAUUGUUGAGGAGCGCGAAACCAAGACCCCUGCGUUGGCGCUGGGUAAGGCUAUUGGUGAUCGAGCCUAUGAAUUAGGCUUGUGGGCCAAUCUUAGUAGCCAUCCCAGCUUCGGGGGUGCCUUUCGCAUUGCUCCACCGAUCACUAUCACCGAGCAGGAGCUGUUGUGUGGCUUAGAAAUAUUGGAAGAGGCGUUCGCAACGACACCCGGCACGUUGCCAGUGCGGGUUUAA
Penicillium brevicompactum is the source of this 1398-nucleotide messenger RNA. Its product is annotated as aspartate aminotransferase family protein. The record is from RefSeq and is a predicted model, not a curated record. Bases 1 to 1398 code for a protein of 465 amino acids. Gene Ontology annotation, molecular function: transaminase activity; pyridoxal phosphate binding. The transcript has a single exon. Gene Ontology annotation, cellular component: mitochondrion. Lineage: Eukaryota; Fungi; Ascomycota; Eurotiomycetes; Eurotiales; Aspergillaceae.